CUUGCAAUAACUGAGGAGCAGAUAAAACAGAUGGAAUCUCAUCUCCAAGAUAUUGAUUAUCCAGCAGUAUCAGCUGAAGAGCGUUUGACACGCCAUGAUGUUAUGGCUCACGUUCAUGUUUUUGCUACUCAAUGUCCUCUUGCAGCUCCUGUCAUUCAUCUGGGUGCCACAUCUUGUUACGUCGGUGACAACACUGAUUUAAUGAUCAUGCGCGAUGCUUUGGAUUUGCUUUUACCUCGUCUGGCUGGAGUGGUGAGAAGUUUGGGAGAUUUUGCUCUACGUCAUCGUUCUUUGCCAACUUUGGGUUACACACAUCUACAACCAGCUCAGUUAACCACUGUUGGCAAACGAGCAACGUUGUGGAUGUCUGACUUGCUGAUGGACGAAAGAGCUCUACGAAGAGCAAGGGAUGAUUUGCGUUUCCGCGGAGCUAAAGGAACUACUGGUACCCAAGCUAGCUUUUUACAAUUAUUUGCUGGAGAUGGUGAAAAAGUUAAACGAUUGGAUAAACGCGUUGCGGAAUUGGCUGGAUUUAAUCGCUGUUAUGCCGUUACUGGACAAACCUAUUCUCGUAAAGUAGAUUUGGAAAUUGUUUCAGCAUUAGCUAGCUUAGGUUCUACUGUUCACAAGAUGUGCUCAGAUAUUCGUCUUCUUGCCUCCAGAAAAGAGUUAGAAGAACCUUUUGAAAUUACGCAGAUUGGAUCCAGCGCCAUGCCCUAUAAACGCAAUCCAAUGCGUUCAGAGCGUUGUUGUGCCUUAGCAAGACACUUGAUAUCUUUGCAUUCAAAUGCAGCUAAUACUUUAGCUGUGCAGUGGUUAGAAAGAACUUUAGACGAUUCCGCAAACAGAAGACUGACCUUAGCGGAGGCCUUUCUUUCUGCAGAUGCCAUACUCCUUACUUUGCUAAAUGUAUGCCAAGGUUUGGUUGUCUACCCUCAAGUUAUAGCCAGACACGUUUCUCAAGAAUUGCCUUUCAUGUCUGCUGAAAAUGUGAUUAUGGCAAUGGUGAAAGCGGGUGGUGAUCGACAGGAAUGCCAUGAACGGAUAAGAGUUUUAUCUCAACAGGCUGGUGCGCAGGUGAAACAAUACGGAAAAGAUAACGAUCUUGUGGAGCGCAUCAAGAAUGAUCCCUACUUUGCGCCAGUUCUCGAUAAAUUGAAUGAAAUCCUGGAUGCGAGUACGUUUACAGGGCGCGCGCCUGACCAAGUACUGGAGUUUUUGGAAGAGGAGGUGAAACCAAUACUCGACUUAUACAAAGAGAAACUUGACGAGCAACAGAAACCUAUUACUCUCAAUAUUUAAUAUCUAUAUGAUCGUUGUUAAAUUUCUAUUUUUG
Messenger RNA from Ctenocephalides felis (cat flea), 1336 nucleotides. RefSeq names its product adenylosuccinate lyase (gene Adsl). Lineage: Eukaryota; Metazoa; Arthropoda; Insecta; Siphonaptera; Pulicidae. Gene Ontology annotation, molecular function: N6-(1,2-dicarboxyethyl)AMP AMP-lyase (fumarate-forming) activity; (S)-2-(5-amino-1-(5-phospho-D-ribosyl)imidazole-4-carboxamido) succinate lyase (fumarate-forming) activity. The record is from RefSeq and is a predicted model, not a curated record. Gene Ontology annotation, biological process: 'de novo' AMP biosynthetic process. Gene Ontology annotation, cellular component: cytosol.